GGGGGGGUUUGAAAAUUCAUUCUGGUUCUCAAAAGAUUGACAGAUCUCUCGUUUACUGAUGUAAUCGGAAACCCGAAAAGCGGCAAGAUCGAAGUCCUUCCUCUCCUCCCCGCGCAAGAGAUCUGGGACCAACUGUUUCGAGGAAAAUGGCGGCGCACCUUCAUAGAAACAAAGCCAUUCUGUUGUUCCCACAAGUAAACUGUUCGUAGCUAGCAUAUAAGAUAAGUCCUUAGAUGCUAAGGCACACCUAGGACGGCUGUGUCCUUGUGUUUAUCGUACAGCAUGACUGAUACGUCUAAAGCAAAGGAGUGUUUGGAGGAGAGCAAUACGAGUUUCUGGACGACACCUUCUGAUGAUGGCUUCCGGUUUUCGAAUCUUACGACAAGUCACAUGUCAAUGCUUAAAGAAAGCGGGCCUUUUGUUGCUAUAGUGUUGUCCUAUUGGGAUAACUUAUUAGGACCGAGACUGCAGCACGUGUGGAGAGGAGCGGGAGACACAGAGUCUCAGGAAGCAAGCGUUAAAUAUGUAGUGGGUCGAACUCUUCAUGGAGAGCUAUUGAGAGAUGCCCCUGAAAACAUGGUGGACACAAAACUGUUUGUGCUUAAGGAUCAUGGCAUUGUAUGCCAUUCAUUUAUUUUCUCUGGCUGUGACAAGUCUGGUGCCAAUGUUUCUGGCCUGUCCCUCAUUAUUCCAUUCUCGGAAUUCAAGAGCUACUUGCCUUUUAUCGAGCUUGUGGAAGAACGAGUAAAGAUCCUUAUAGCAAAGCUGAGAGUUUUGCAAGCCAAGGAUUUAUCAUCUGCCCUGCCUGCAUUCAGUGUGUAUCUACCACGCUUCAUUCAGACCAUUACAAGCCUUAAGACAACAGGAAUCCCUGAGUCAAUUCCAUUGAGUGAGACUGCCUUUGGACCAGGUCAAGCUGGCAUUUUUGAUGACCGUUUCUUAAGAAGAGUCAUCACAUCACAUUUACAGACAUUUGGCAGUACUCUUGUUGUAGGGAAAGCCUUGGAUAAAGUCAACUUGAUGGUUAACACCUUGGCCUUACUGUUGUCUUCUGAGGAACGCCAGCGAUCACGAUAUGCAGUAGAGACUUUAUCCAAUGACUCUGACUUGUACGAUUCUGAUUUGUUUGUUCAAGGCCUGUUAAAGAGUUCCAAGGAAUCAUUCAGUCUUCCAGUGAAGGGAAUCAUCACCAGCAGUCUUCCCAGUACUCUGGUUGACAUGGAUACAGGGGAAGUCAAACAGACGUGCCCCUUUAACGAACACACUGUCAUCCGAAGAGAGUUUAUCGAUAUCGAGCUGGCGCUACUGUUAGAGGAGGCUGAAGAUGUUCCAGUUUUUCCAGCUCUGGGAUUAUUUCACAACUCAGACGAAAUCGCACUCUUGGUGCAAACGCUCAUGCUCGAUCUCAAUCUUCUCCCGUACGUCUGUGGUGUCCGUGAAGGAUUCAUCGACAAUUUUUUACGCCUUCUAGACCGUAAAGCUUUGGCGCUGAUUAAAUACUUGGAAGCUAAAUCGUCGUGUGGCACAGUUCCCCUGGAUUACGUUGCUAAGCGACAGUUACGUCAAGACUUGCAGCUGGGUACAGAAGCUGAUUACUCCAUUGUGUUAACCCGCGCGGAGAAGCUACAUCCGGGAAUUUACACCUUUCUACAGGGAGAUCCCCGGCAAAACGUGGCUCGUGUUCAGGCCCUAUUUGAGACUCUGUGAUGCUUUCUGAGGAAGUGCGCCUGAAAACAUAAGGAAGUCAAGAAAAUCCAAAAAUUUUCCGAGAAGCGUGACGUCGACGAAGAUACAAUUCAACCUCGUUUCCAUGGCUCCUUGGAACGAGGCUGUGCGUUUGAACAGUUGUUUGCUGAAUUAUAUAUUUGCCAAAACUGCUUCAGUGUUGUCAUAUAAACGUAGCUAGGGCAGGACAAUAGUACUAUAAACUUUAAACUGCGCAAAGUGUUUA
This is a messenger RNA of Orbicella faveolata, 1951 nucleotides long. Its product is annotated as guanine nucleotide exchange factor C9orf72-like. Gene Ontology annotation, molecular function: guanyl-nucleotide exchange factor activity. Gene Ontology annotation, cellular component: autophagosome; endosome. NCBI's taxonomy places the organism in Eukaryota, Metazoa, Cnidaria, Anthozoa, Scleractinia, Merulinidae. The record is from RefSeq and is a predicted model, not a curated record. Gene Ontology annotation, biological process: autophagy; endocytosis.